Messenger RNA from Hordeum vulgare subsp. vulgare (domesticated barley), 2674 nucleotides. RefSeq lists its product as uncharacterized. The transcript has 2 exons. Bases 1485 to 2177 code for a protein of 230 amino acids. The record is from RefSeq and is a predicted model, not a curated record. Lineage: Eukaryota; Viridiplantae; Streptophyta; Magnoliopsida; Poales; Poaceae.
ACCCUGUGCCCUUGCGGGGUGGGCCGUCUGUCGGAUGCGCGGGUCGCCUGCCCCCUGGUUGGGUCGCUGCGGGCCCAUUCACGGCCUUUUUCGGCUGCUAAGGCGGCUGGCGCGGCCCUCCGCGCUUCACGGGUCCUGGCACUGGUCAACAGGCGCUGGGCCUUGGCCCACCAAGACUUGGGGUCGGGGGUGGGGCGCGGCCUGAUGCCCGUUCGGCCCUUCAGGGGAGGGCAGGGGGAACUACUCCGGCUGCUCCAGGCCGGCGCCAGGGCCUCUUCUCCUCCUCCUCCGAUUCGCUCCUACAAGGAGGUCCUCAUGGCUCGCCUCGCUGGUGAUGGUCAGCCCCGGCCAAAGAGGGCUUCCUCGGCUUACCAGCGACCCCGGCCCGCUCCACCUGCCCGUGGUCCUGCCCUGGCCUAGGGUCUCGACGCCGGCCCGUCGCGCUCCGGGCGUGGUGGCUCUGACCAUACGGGGAGGUCGCCAGAGUAUUACGCUGGCACCUCCCUACGCCGCCCUCCACCGCCUCAGGACUCCGAGAGGGACCCUCGCUUGCCCCUGCCGGGCUCGCCGGGGGACGUCCGCCGCCGGGAGGCUGCGCGCCUGAGCCCUCCUGACGUGGACAGGGAAGCUGCUCUGCGUGCCGUGCUGGUGGCACGGCCACCGCCGGCUCCCCGGUCCCGCGACGAGAUUGCCCCUCGCGACCAGCCAGCUCGACCCCCUGCUCCCCGGUCCUCGGCGCCGGCCUAGCGGCGGGACCGCCACGACCACCACCGAGAGGAUCGGCGGGGCGGCCCUCCCAUGCGGCGCGGUGCGGAUGACCGUCGCUCUGACUGGCAUCCCUCCCGAGCGGAGGGUGCGGACUGGCGCCGGGAUGACGGGCCUUCUAGGCGCGCGUCUCCAGUGCUCCCGCCUGCUGCUCCCCCGGCCGCCCCGUCUCUGGCGAAGAAGAAGAAGAAGUCGAAGAAGAAGAAGACAGCUGGUGCUACCCCGGAGGGUGAUGGUUGCCCGGCCUCGAUGGGGACUCCUGAGCAGGAGGCUCCGGAGCCCCCCCCCCCCCCCCCCCCGGCUCGGGGUAGCCGCCAGCGCUCUCAUGAGGAUACGAUGUGCAUCAACUGUGGGUGCGCAGGACACUACCGCUCGGAGUGUGAGGCCCCUCCACGAUGCCACACGACCCUGGCCUACCUUGGGUAUGGUACUGAGAGGGGGACCUUCUACUUCGUUGAUGCCGAGAUUGAGGAGGGGGUAGCUGGCCGCACCUGGCGACUGUCACCCAGGCACCCGAGCAGGCCACUCCAGCUGGGUUGGUGAUCUUGGCUGAUCUCAUCCGGGAGGAGCUUGUGGCCUACAUUGGUGACUUUCGGGACUCCGAGUUCGCUCGGGAGGUGACGGAGACGGCCCCCCUCGUCUUCUCGGUUCCCUUCCCCUCGGCCUAGCUCCUCCGGGUAUGUUCCCACGACGUCAUCAGUUGUCCCAUCAACAAGUUCAUGAUUUCCGUCAAGGCGGCGGCAGCGGAACCUGACCCCGUGCCGCCUUUGGAGAAGGUGUGGAUCCUCGUCUAUGGCCUCCCGAGGGGAGGCAAUGCGGCUCCGCGGGGUGGCAAACUCACUCACAUUCUGAAAGCCAUCUCCGAGCCGGUGGGCAAGCUGAUCACCGCUGACAUGGCUUCUUUCGAGGACGAUGGCCCCGCACGCAUUGAGAUCCUCUGCCCGGCUCCUGCUGAGAUCGAUGGUCUAUCCUUGGUCUUCUACUCUGGCUCCAAAGGUAGGCGCCUCACCUUUGAGCUCGAGUCCCCAGCUCCGGUGGACCCUCUGGGUUUGGACCCUGAUGAUCCGGAGCCUGGCGACAGGGGGCUCAACGAUAAGGGAGGCUCCUCGGAGGAGGGCUCGUCUUCUGAGGGGGAUGAUACUGCUAGAGGGGCUCAGCCCAAGUCGUCUAGUGCUGGGCGGAUCCCCGCCGCAUCGGCCGCUGGUCCGACAGAUCGCGCAGGGGAUAAGCCAGUGGAGGCGCUGGUGUCGUUGUCUGCGGUAGACACUGGGCUGCCUCCCCCUGUUUCUGAUGGGCCAGUGGCCGCCGAGGAGGAGGAGGUAAGUGUGGGCAUGGAGGUGUGCCCCGCCACAUUCCCACGCUCGCCCGGGGUGGUCUGCUACUCGCGCUCACCGGGGUCCCCCCUUCCCUAGUCUUGGGGUCCCCGGACUUGGGUCCCCCCCGAUCGUCGACCCCGGCUGGAUCUCGGAGUCCCCCCCCGUGCCCCGCUCCAGGCCACGGGGGGCCCCUCCCUCGUGGUGGCUACGCGGCAGAGUGCGCGGAUGAGCCAGUCCCGGAUCCUUCAGGAUGGCCGCAUCCCGACGAUCCGUGAGCCGGCGGCCCGCCGUGCUGCGGCCCGUGACUUGUUCCCGGCAUUGGCAUCCGCUUGUUAGGCCCCGAGACCGCGACCGGCUUCAGGGCUACCUGGACGCGCUGCUGAUGUCCGCCCGACGGCUCUCCCACCGCCCCCAUGAUGCUUAGCUUGCCCCUUGUUGGCAUUCUCUGUUUUCUUUUUCCUUUCCUUGGGUGUGACUGUGUUGUUGCCCCAUCGCUCUUUUGGUUUAUCACUGUGUUGGGUUGUGGUUGUAUGAAUGCUGGUUCUUAUGCUUUAUAUAUAAAGCGGGGUGAAAGCCUGUUUCGAGAUGAUAAA